AAUCCAAUUUUUUUCACUUCACAAAGUCACCAUUUCUCCUUUUUCACUGGGCGCGCGGCUUCCUUCCCGAGUAAGGAUUUCCGCGGUGGCGGAGGCCGCUGGAGAAAGGGUGAGAGACACAUCCCCGCUUGCAGCACCUGUCGCAGGUGCGCGUGGGUCACGUGGCUCUGCCGUCGGUCUUUGGGAGCCGCGCCAGCUUCCUUCCUUUUAGGCGUUUCUCCGCUUGCGCGACCGGACCAGAUUAGGGAAUGCGGAUAGAGUUGGCCGUGGCUCGUUAGUUCUCGGGGAAAACAAAACAAAACAAAACAAAAAGAACCCUGAAGGAGGGAGAGGUAUUCAGGCCGCCUUCCAUUAAGACGGUGGCGAUUCGGCGGACCGAAGAUGAGCAAGAUCCAGAAGUUUUUCAAGGGCGGCGGAUCCGGCUACUCCAAGGGGAAGGGGAAAGGGGGCCCCACCCCGCAGGAGGCUUUAGCGCGGCUGCGGGAGACGGAAGAAAUGCUGAUCAAGAAACAGGAAUACCUGGAAGCCAGGGUCGCCAAGGAAUUGGCCCUGGCUAAGAAGUACGGCACCCGAGACAAGCGAGCUGCACUGCAGGCACUGAAAAGAAAAAAGAGGUAUGAAAAACAGUUGACCCAAAUUGACGGGACUCUUUCCACUAUUGAAUUCCAGCGUGAGGCUCUUGAAAAUUCCUACACAAAUACAGAAGUGUUCAAGAAUAUGGGCUAUGCUGCUCAGGCCAUGAAAAAAGUACAUGAAAACAUGGACUUGGACAAAAUUGAUGACAUGAUGCAAGAUAUCACUGAGCAACAAGAUAUUGCCCAAGAAAUCACAGAGGCUCUCACAAGAAGAGUUGGUGAUGACUUUGAUGAGGAUGAACUGUUGGCAGAAUUAGAAGAACUGGAGCAAGAGGAGCUCAAUAAUAAGAUGAAAAAUGUUCAUUUACCAAGUGUCCCAGCUACCCCAUUGCCUUCUCAUCCUGCAUCCUCAAAGAAGAGGGUGGAAGAUGAUGAAGAUAUGCAGCAACUGGCAGCAUGGGCAUCUUAACAGUAGUUUCUCACUGGCUUCAAGGGAAUACUACGGGAAUAUCAUGGAAGGACUUCAUGGAAUAAUGCUUAUGUUUUAUACAGAGUGUAGCUGUGUGGAAUUUUGACCCAAAUUGGUCUUUGGUGGAAUAUAUGUAUAUAUUUUA
Molecule: messenger RNA, 1189 nt
Organism: Pantherophis guttatus
Lineage: Eukaryota; Metazoa; Chordata; Lepidosauria; Squamata; Colubridae
Gene: CHMP4C
Product: charged multivesicular body protein 4C
Biological process (GO): late endosome to vacuole transport via multivesicular body sorting pathway; vesicle budding from membrane
Cellular component (GO): cytoplasmic side of plasma membrane; ESCRT III complex; multivesicular body
Source: RefSeq, a predicted model, not a curated record